GUGCUUUUUAAUGAUACAUAUGCUAGAAACAAAUUUGAGUCCUGACAUAAAUUGCUAAAUUAGGAUGAUCAUCAUUAACAUUUUAUUCUGUUAUCAAAACAGUCAUAGAAACCAGCGUUUUACUACUGUCAUUCCUCUCACUUAAAUGCCCAAAUGACACCAUGCCCAUCAUCAGCAAUGCCAACCAUGACUUCAGCAAUCUCUCGGUCAGUACAGAUGACAGCAGUCUCGACCUGUUUUUCACAGAGAUCCCAGAGACUGAAACCAUCAAAGGUGUACACUUUCAACGGGUGCAGCGACUACGGGACACCUCCACCCCUAGAGACGUAGACCACAGUGAACUAGCCCUCAUUAAUGUCGGAGGGGAUUGCUACACAUUUCCCUGGAGCACCCUGGAACAGUUCCCCCUCUCUCGUUUGGGACAGCUACGCAACUGCAGCAGCCCUGAUGACAUCGCCCAGCUUUGCGAUGACUACGAUGAUGUCCGGCGAGAGUUCUUCUUUGACCGCAGCUCGCUGGCCUUCCGGGUCAUCUUAAACUUCCUGGCUGCCGGUAAACUGAGGUUGAUUCGGCAGGUGUGUGCUGUGUCGCUCUCAGACGAGCUCAGUUACUGGGGCAUCAACCCCGCUCACAUGGAGCACUGCUGCAGACGUAGGAUGUUCACUUGUGUGGAGGAGGUGGCAGAGAAGAAAAGGAAGGAGGUUGAGAGGAGGCAGAAGCGUUUGGCACUGCAGAGGCCUAUAGUCCAUGAUAAGUGCUACCUCCGGAUCAUGGGCCGACUCCAAGAAAUAGUGGAUAACCCUCAAUCUGGCUGGCUUGGGAAGGCCUUUGCUUGUUUCUCGGUUGUCAUGAUUGCUGUGACAGUCAUCAGCCUGUGCAUCAGCACCAUGCCUGAUCACGAGAACAUGGGCGCGUGUUCAGAAAAGUGUCGCAACAUAUUCAUCGUGGAAACUGUGUGCGUGGCCUGGUUCUCCUUGGAGUUUCUGUUGCGCUUUCUUCAGGCUGAGAGUAAACUGCAGUUUGUUCGCAAUCCACUUAAUGUCAUAGAUGUCAUAGCCAUUCUUCCAUACUACAUGUCAUUGGUGAUUGAUACCGAGGACAAAUCGGAGAAAGCUGAGCUUCACGGUAACACUGGGACUGGUCAUGGAUAUUUAGAUAAGCUGGGUUUAAUUCUGCGUGUCAUGCGUGCUCUGCGGAUCCUUUAUGUGAUGCGACUGGCCCGACACUCACUGGGUCUUCAAACGCUUGGACUGACGAUGCAGCGGAGCAUGCGUGAGUUUGGCCUUCUACUUCUCUUCAUUUGUGUGGCUGUUGCGCUAUUCUCACCUCUCGUACAUUUGGCGGAGACAGAAUUUACAAAGAGCAAAGCCACCAGCAGCCAUUGCUUUAGCAGUAUUCCUGCCUCCUAUUGGUGGGCGAUUAUAUCCAUGACGACAGUUGGCUAUGGCGACAUGGUUCCGCACAGCAUACCUGGCCAGGUGGUGGCAUUCAGCAGCAUACUAAGUGGCAUACUAAUAAUGGCUUUUCCUGCUACAUCUAUAUUCCAUGUGUUUUCUCGUUCAUAUCACGAGCUAAAGCGCGAACAGGAGAUGAUUUGGAGAGAAGAGCGGAUGGCCAUCUUGGAUGCCAAUGCUAAAGAGGACACUCAAAGAGCGUUGGAGAGACACUCUUUUACUUGUGCCAACACCUACAGUAAUAGUGUAUGCAAGAAAGAGAAUGGCAGCACUGCAACAUGA
Molecule: messenger RNA, 1736 nt
Organism: Xyrauchen texanus (razorback sucker)
Lineage: Eukaryota; Metazoa; Chordata; Actinopteri; Cypriniformes; Catostomidae
Gene: kcng4b
Product: potassium voltage-gated channel, subfamily G, member 4b
Exons: 3
Coding region: 162-1736 (524 amino acids)
Biological process (GO): protein homooligomerization; potassium ion transmembrane transport
Cellular component (GO): voltage-gated potassium channel complex; membrane
Molecular function (GO): delayed rectifier potassium channel activity
Source: RefSeq, a predicted model, not a curated record